AUGCACUAUGUUUUGAGGCCAAUAGCUUCAAGACUUCCCCUUGUCUCCCCUCUGAGGUCACUCACCAUCACCAAUUACUUCACAAAACGCACCAUGGCAUCUAACGCUAGGACAUACAACGACGCAAUCGAUGCGCUCAACUCCCUCCAGACCCCCUUCGCCGUCAUCGAAGCCCGGCGCAAAGCCGGCGUCCGUCCCGAUGCGCAUUCGGUAAAGGAAAUGCGGGCUUACCUCGCCCGCAUCGGCUACUCCUCCCAGGACCUCGAUCGCCUCAACAUCGUUCACGUAGCCGGCACCAAGGGCAAGGGAAGCACGUGCGCCUUUGUCGACUCCAUCCUCACGCGUCACCAGCGGACACACGGCAUUCCCAAGCGCAUCGGUCUCUUCACCUCUCCUCACCUGAUUGCCGUCCGGGAACGCAUUCGUAUCGACUCCAAGCCCAUCUCCGAGGAGCAGUUUGCCCGCUACUUCUUCGAGGUCUGGGAUCGUCUUGAGACAUCCGAGGUGGCCAAGGAUGAAGUGGCCCUGGGUAGCAAGCCCAUUUACGCUCGCUACCUGACUCUGAUGAGCUACCACGUCUAUCUGUCCGAGGGCGUCGAUGUAGCUAUUUACGAAACUGGCAUCGGUGGUGAAUACGAUGCCACCAACGUGGUGGACCGUCCCGUGGCUAGCGGUAUCAGCACCCUUGGAAUCGACCACGUCUUCGUCCUGGGUGAUACGGUCGACAAGAUCGCCUGGCACAAGGCGGGUAUCAUGAAGACGGGCAGCCCGGCGUUCACGAUUGAGCAGGUUCCCUCCGCAGCUCAGGUGCUCAAGGAUAGGGCGGUGGAAAAGGGAGUCGAUCUCAAGAUCCUUGACGUCGAUUCCAGACUCAACGGCGUCAAGAUCCGCCCCGAUGCGGUGUUCCAGAAGAAGAAUGCUACGCUGGCUAUCGCGCUCGCUGAGACCGCUCUCAAGCAGUUGGAUCCUUCCUUCAAGACUGGUACCGAUAACCUAUCACCCGAGUUCGUCGAGGGUCUCGAACAGGUCGUCUGGCGUGGCCGAUGCGAGGUCAAGGAGGAGGACCAAGCUGUUUGGCAUCUUGAUGGCGCACAUACCGUUGACAGCUUGAAGGUGGCAGGAAGAUGGUUUGUCGAGGAGUGUGUCAAGAAGGCCAAGGGCGGACCCAAGGUGCUCAUCUUCAACCAGCAAGGCCGGUCUGAAGCCGUGGAUUUCCUCGAUGGGCUUUGCAAUACGGUCAAGAGUGCUGAUCCGGAGGGAACUGGCUUCAGCCAUGUCAUUUUCUGCACCAACGUGACAUAUGCGAAAACUGGCUACAAGAAGGACUUUGUCAACCAUCAGUACAACCCCAAGGACAUCGAAAACAUGACACAACAACGAGUGUUCGCGGAGAGGUGGUCUACCCUAGACCCGUCUGCGAAUGUCAUGCUUAUCCCGACUAUCGAGGAGGCUAUCAACAAGGCCAGGAGCCUGAUGGAAGCGGAAGGCGACCAGAAAGUGCAGGCACUCAUCACCGGCAGCCUUCAUCUCGUAGGUGGCGCCCUCGGUAUUUUGGAAAAAGCAGAUGCUCUUUGA
Neurospora tetraspora is the source of this 1575-nucleotide messenger RNA. Its product is annotated as tetrahydrofolylpolyglutamate synthase. The record is from RefSeq and is a predicted model, not a curated record. The coding region runs from base 1 to 1575 and encodes 524 amino acids. Lineage: Eukaryota; Fungi; Ascomycota; Sordariomycetes; Sordariales; Sordariaceae. Gene Ontology annotation, biological process: tetrahydrofolylpolyglutamate biosynthetic process. Gene Ontology annotation, molecular function: ATP binding; tetrahydrofolylpolyglutamate synthase activity. The transcript is spliced from 3 exons. Gene Ontology annotation, cellular component: mitochondrion; cytoplasm; cytosol.